This is a messenger RNA of Amphiprion ocellaris (clown anemonefish), 1655 nucleotides long. It is a transcript of the gene fgl1b, whose product is annotated as fibrinogen like 1B. NCBI's taxonomy places the organism in Eukaryota, Metazoa, Chordata, Actinopteri, Pomacentridae. The transcript has 10 exons. The record is from RefSeq and is a predicted model, not a curated record. Bases 350 to 1444 code for a protein of 364 amino acids.
GGUUUUUAUUCAUCUUCUGAGAAGAACAUGGUGACGGCAAAAUCUUCCUUGUAGAGGUCCCAGGUCUUUGGUUUGUGAGGGUUGUCCAGCUCCUCCCUGGGUAAAAACAGCCUGUUUGAAGGAAACAGAAAGUUUAUGGUCCAGGAUCAGCUACACUUUCUAAACACUGCACUCCUCAAUAGAGGAGGGAAACAUCAAACUGGCCAGAGUUCAGUAUUUGGCAAGACUGUUCAAGUCCGACUCCUCUAAUGUGGACCAUGCAGAACUGACUUGGCCUAUAAAUAAUGCUGAGAAAUUUUCAGAAGAAAAGAACACUGAACCUGGAGAAAACAAGAGGAAGAGUUGUGAAAUGAAGAAAAAUAUUGUCGCACGGCAGUUUUUCCUGAAAACUGCGCCGAUGUUGCUGUUGUUGGCUCUGGUUUGUCCAACCAUGGCUUCUGCUACGCAGCUGUCUGCAAAAGACUCAUGCGGUCCAGAGGCUGCAGCUCUCAAGCGCAACAUAAGGAAACUGGAGAAUCAGCUCUUCAUCAUUACUUGGCAGGUUGAGCACCUGCAGACACACAAAUACUUCCAGCCACUUCAGCCUGUUGUGUCUGACAGUAAACCACAAAGUGAUGCAGCCUCUGGCAUAAAGCACAACAACAGUGUGGCUUUAGACAGCUUGGACAACACACUGAUGAAAACACUCCCAUCAGCAGGCAGCUUAAUUGUCUAUGACAAAGACUGUUCUGAACUGCAUGACAGACUGAGAUCACCAAGCGGUUUCUACCGCAUCAGACCCAAAUUACACCAGGAGCCUUUUUUAGUCUACUGUGAUAUGGAGGACGGAGGAGGUUGGACAGUGUUUCAGAAACGUCGGCAUGGAAAAGUGAACUUCAACAGAGACUGGGUGGACUACAGAGAUGGCUUUGGGGAAUUCAAACUGUGGAAUGAUGAGUUUUGGUUGGGGAAUGAGCACAUUUAUUCUCUGCUCUCAGAGGGUAAGAACCUGGUGAAGAUAGAUCUAAUGGACUGGGAUGGAAAGAGAAGCCACGCAUUUUAUGAGAACUUCAGGAUCACUGACGAGGCCGAUAAGUAUCGCCUCCAGUAUGGGCAGUACAGUGGGCCGGCUGGAGAUGCACUGACAGGUGGCGGUGGUGGGGUUGUGGAGCAGUGGUCCUCCUGCCUCAGUGGAAUGCAGUUCAGCACCAAGGAUCAGGACAAUGACCGCUACCGUCAGGGAAGCUGUGCCCAGGAGAACAAGGGAGGUUGGUGGUUCAACCGAUGUCAUGCAGCCAACCUAAAUGGAAACUUCUACCGCAAGGGGAAGUACAAAGCUGAGUAUGACGACGGCGUGGUGUGGGGGACCUGGAAAGGCCUUUGGUAUUCACUCAGACACUCCACCAUGAAGGUGCGACCUCUGGUUUUCUUGGACAGCGUGGGCAGUGGAGGAGGGGAAAUUUGAAACACACCAGGCUUCAUAUUCACUUGUGUAAGGUUGAAAAAAUAAGAGCAUAGACUGUUCGUAAUGCUUCAAUUCUCUAUAUUUUAAUUUCUCCCUUUGCUUGAUUUUUUGAAAGUAUCAAAUGCACAGUAUUUUCUACUUUUCCGUGAGCGUUUCUGUCUAUAAAUUGUAUAUUGUAUCAGCAUUAAAACAAACAGCAUUUCUGCUCCAA